Coregonus sp. 'balchen' is the source of this 19604-nucleotide messenger RNA. NCBI's taxonomy places the organism in Eukaryota, Metazoa, Chordata, Actinopteri, Salmoniformes, Salmonidae. The record is from the annotation of a GenBank genome assembly.
AUGGAACGGGCGGAAAGUACCAAAACGUACGGCCAAGCCGAGGGCAAAGCUAUUGGCAUGGCAGCCAAGAGGGGCAAGUCGGGGGUGCCCCAGAGUGCCCAGCGAGGGGAACUGAGGGUGUACCGUGCAGGUAGUUCUGAGGGGAGGCUGCCAGUGUCCUCCAACCUCCGCAAGCAGAGGUCCCUGACCAACCUGGCCGUGCUCACCGAUGCAGAGAAGAAGAUGCACCUCUACGAGCCUAAGUGGUGUGAUGAUAUGGCCAAGACUGGAGCAGGGCACCUAAAGACGGGCAAGCCCAAGCUGGCAGGAGGGGGUGGCAGUGGCAGUGGCGGAGGAGGGGGCGCGCCACUCUCACGCAACCUCUCCAAGUCAGAGCAUUCUCUCUUCCAGGGCAAACCCAAACCCUUCAGCCCACUGGCGGCUCCUUCUGGCCUAGUCAGACCCGGUCAGAGCCGGAUCCCCAGGGGGCCCUAUGCAGAGGUGAAGCCCCUGAGUAAGGCCCCUGAGGAUGGCAAAUCUGAUGAUGAGAUCCUCUCCAGCAAGGCCAAGGCUGCCAACAAGAAGCAGGUGACGGGAGCUUCUGGGGAGGCAGGGGCCAAGGGCCAAGGGGAUGGGAGCCAGUCCUUCCUCAAGGUGGAUCCAGAGCUGGUAGUGACUGUCCUGGGUGACCUGGAGCAGCUUCUCUUCAGCCAGAUGCUGGGUGAGUAAAACCAAGCAGAACCUUUUCCCUGCCUGUCGAGCCUGUUGCUUUCUACAGCACAACAAAUAAAAACGCCCCUCUCUCCUCUCGACGCCUCGCGCCGUCAGCACGCCCCCUUACUACAGCUGUCGCUAACACCUGCUUGCUGCUGCAGACUUCAUUGUCCCUUACUGGAGCUAAUCUGGCCCAGCAUCGAUUGAGAAAAAGCCUCUAUGGUUUUUAUACCGUCUCUCAGUGUUCACAACGCAUGCAUUUGAAAAGCUUUCUCUUGAAUGCUGCCCCAGCUUUGGCAUUUUGAUUUAAAGUUGUUUCCACAUUAUUGUGAAGCAGGGGUUUUGAUCAGUCAUGACUGGUGGUGGUGGAGAAUACCUCCAUUGUUUGCAAUGCAUUUAGGUUAUUGUUUUUAAUAUCCUCUGGCAUGGGAAGCAUGAUGUCAUUGAUUGUGUGUAUACGGUUGUUUCCUAUAGCACUAGGGCUGGGAAUUGCCAGUAAAUCGAUGCUUGGAGUCAAAGUAUCAAUAUAAUAUAGUCCAAAUAAUAUUACGAUAUAUAACUGUGUCGAUUUUUCCCCCAUCACUAUAUAGCACUGGCUAUUCAAUGGCAUGAAAGAAAAAAAGAAAACCUGGGGCUAGUCAGUGGCACACUGAUCUCUAUUCCAUCUCAGCUCUAGUCUGCUGCAGUGGGUCUACUAACCAGCUAUGCCCUCAGUGAUUCUGUAGCCCUCUGUAUGCUCCAUGCAGGGAUAUCUGUGAAUAGUUCCAGAAAAUAGGAGCUGGGAAAUAAACCAAGCCAUAUUUAAUUCAUUUUCAGCCCACUGUGAGACACAUAUUUAGCCUCCUCCCAGCCCCAUUCAUCCGUGGCCAUUGACAGAUGGUGCCCACACUGUCUGCAACGGGAAAGAAAAUGGCCAUGGCUGGGCCUCUCUCUCUCUCUCUCUCUCUCUCUCUCUCUCUCUCUCUCUCUCUCUCUCUCUCUCUCUCUCUCUCUCUCUCUCUCUCUCUCUCUCUCUCUCCUGUAGGUAUCUCAGUAGAACGACAACCUCUUUGUUUACAACCAGGUGGAUAAAGAUUGUAUAAUGUGUAGAUAUCAUUGACUAAACACAGCACAUUUUGAACAGAAUAGCUCUCUUUUUCUGAUACAUACAGUACAGCGUCAUUUUUCUGUCAGGUUUUAUACUGACAAGUGAUAUAGGUUGAUAACUGUAUUGCCUACUGUGCUUUUUUAUUGGCCUCUGUCUAUGCAUGUCAUUAUCCCAAUUGAGUGCGUUAGAUUAGUGUGUUGGGUUAAUUGGCUUUGACCUUGAUCAGAAACAACAGCACAGAUUAGGACCAAGAACCAAAUAUCCCACCCAAACCUUGUCUUUCUCUGACGGUCAUACAUGGCUGGCAUUCAUCCCACUGUACUUCAGUUUGUGCAUCAGCUGCUGAAUCAGUGACCUCAAUUUCAAUUGUGUCCAACCCCUGGCUCUAUUAAAUUGCCAAUUUCAAGUCCCAGACCCAUUUUGGGGGUCUGUUUCUCUGCAGGCUUCUGAAAGGGUCAGCUCUUCUCUGGUCCACUCUAACAAAAACAUGUUGUGAUGGACCGUAAUUGAAGAUGGGACUGGAUGGUUUUAGAUUAUAAGGCCGCUACUUUGACUGUAUCUGGAGAUUGCUCCCAGUGGGUUAAAGGCUAAUGAUAGUGAGCUCUGCCCUGAAUCAUAGAGCCCAGAGACUGAUUUAAACAACACAGCUCUGUCACAAAUAAUCUUAUGUUGUUUAGUAUCUGUUAAUUGAUAUACUAUUUCAAUUUGCACCUGAAGGGCCGUUAUUGGCAUCAAAAGGUUUUAUGAACAAGCCAGUCAAUGAGCAUUCCAGCUAGCCAAUAUAGAGGUAGCCUAUAUUUUGUUGACAUACCAGCUAGCCAAGUUAGAGACAUAUUUUGUUAAUGGACACAUUUUUACUGAUCUCAUUUGUUCUCCUUAUUAGUUCAUAUGGACGGGACGUCGACCCCUCGUGUUCGUCGGGUUUAGAGACAAGUAAACAGUAUCAGUCAACAAUCACAUUGUGAUCAUUUACAGUCCAUUGUGUGUGUGUGUAUGUGUGUUUACUAGUGAUGGGGGUAACAUUGAUACAGUUACGUAUCACAAUAUUAUUUUGGGACAAAUCAUAUAAUUUAGAUACUUUGAAACCAAGUAUCAAUUUCUUUAAAAUACAUUUUUUAAAUACCUUUGCUAUGUAGCGUUAACUAGCGCUAGUCGGCUGUGCCUGCACCAAAACUCUGGUAUUUUUCAUCCUAUAGCUUGUUAUCCAUAUUCUUUUUAAAUAGUGAGCCAACAUGUUUUCAGCACUUUUAUUUCCGUGACUGAUUAACAACAACAAAAAUCUCAUGCUCUCUCUUGUCUCUCUGCAGCAGACAUAUAGUGAGCAAUAUGUUUGGAGCAUCAAAUCGUAAUAAAAUCGCAGUGUCUAAUGGUAAUACAUAUAGAAUCGUGAGAAUCGCAAUACAUAUCGUAUCAUAUCGUGAGGUCCCUGGCAAUUCCCAGCCCUAGUGUUUACAUGAUUUCAAUUGGUUGCGUAGGAACCACUAGAGACAUUUUCUGAAAUGUUCUUAAUUCUUAUCCUCCUAGAUUUAUUAAGGAAUAGAGAUUUUAAGUGUCCCAUUAUUUUAAAAUGAGGAAAUCUCAAUUAAAACAUCUGCUUAAUGAAUUAUUUAUUAUUAUACAUAAUAAUCCCUCAUGAAACAACAUUGCAAUGAGUGAACAGCUUUGUUUUAUGAAUGCAAAUAUUGCCAGAAAACCAGGCAGAACUUCAAACAGUAUAAGGAAUAAUAUGAGUCAUGACUCGCCUCCCCACUGCCUUAUAAAACAGCCAAUGAGAGCAAAUAUUAACUCACGCACGCACACACACACACACACACACACACACACACACACACACACACAUACCAGACUAUUUAUCUUUGUGGAACUCGGAAUAAAAAUCUUCAGGCGAUUGCCUCUGCAAAUGUACAGUAAAGGGCAACUUGACCAAAAUGUCAACAAAUAAAUGUGUGUUUGCAGGAGUAAUUUUCUUAAUUGACGUACAGUAGGCCUAACAGACAGCCCAUAUAGAGGCGAAUCGUCUGUGAGUAGCAAGGCUCAAGCCACGCCCACCUGAAAAUACAGCUCUGUUUAGCUUUCAUUUGGCUGUGUUUGAGAAGUGAAUAAUCAAUUUGUUAACUAAUUGUCACUUCACCGAUUGCUUUCAUAAUAGAAACUGACAAUAUAUACGAUUACCUGUGCAAAGCACAUUUUCUCCUGGACUUUACUAUCGGGGAAAAGUGUUUAAACGUUGUCUCAAAAGAAUGGGGGUAUCGUCGGAAAUCGUAGACAUGGGACUAAAAGGUUUUGACCCACCUGUUUAUCAAAGUUGAUAUAUCAAUGGGGAUUAAACACACUUACAUGGCAACUACAUGACGAGAGAAUUAAAAACGGUCUACUUAUGUACAGUAAGUGUUCCCCUUCGUGGAAUAGAAAAAAUGGUUGAUGUUUGAAUAGAUCAUGUAAACAAAGUCGCCACUCAGAAAAGAAAGCAGCCAAAUGUCUGUAUUCCAUUGAUUUUCUGUCUCUCAUUAUACAAUUGUUUAUGUGCCAUAAUACAGUCAAUAUACAGUACCAGUCAACAGUUUGGACACACCUACUCAUUCAAGGGUUUAUCUUUAUUUUUACUAUUUUCUAUAUUGUAGAAUAAUAGUGAAGACAUCAAAACUAUGAAAUAACACAUAUGGAAUCAUGUAGUAACCAACAAAGUGUUUGCCUUUAUGACAGCUUUGCACACUCUUGGCAUUCUCUCAACCAGCUUCAAUUGGAAUGCUUUUCCAACAGUCUUGAAGGAGUUCCCACAUAUGCUGAGCACUUGUUGGCUGCUUUUCCUUCACUCUGCCCUCCGACUCAUCCCAAACCAUCACAAUUGGGUUGAGGUCGGGGGAUUGUGGAGGCCAGGUCAUCUGAUGCAGCACUCCAGCACUCUCUUUCUUGGUAAAAUAGCCCUUACACAGCCUGGAGGUGUGUUGGGUCAUUGUCCUGUUACAAAACAAAUGAUAUUCCCACUAAGCCCAAACCAGAUGGGAUGGCGUAUCACUUCAGAAUGCUGUGGUAGCCAUGCUGGUUAAGUGUAACACCUCCUCCUCCAUGCUUUACAGUGGGAACUACACACCAAAGGACAAAUUUACACCGGUCUAAUGUACAUUGCUCGUGUUUCUUGGCCCAAGCAGGUCUCUUCUUCUUAUUGGUGUCCUUUAGUAGUGGUUUCUUUGCAUCAAUUUGACCAUGAAGGCCUGAUUCACACAGUCCUCUCUGAACAGUUGAUGUUGAGAUGUGUCUGUGACUUGAACUCUGUUAUGUAUUUAUUUGGGCUGCAAUUUCUGAGGCUGGUAACUCUAAUGAACUUAUCCUCUGCAGCAGAGGUAACUCUGGGUCUUCCAUUCCUGUGGCAGUCCUCAUGAGAGCCAGUUUCAUCAUAGCGCUGCACUUGAAAACAUUCAAAGUUCUUGAAAUGUUCUGUAUUGACUGACCUCCAUGUCUUAAAGUAAUGAUGGACUGUCGUUUCUCUUUGCUUAUUUGAGCUGUUCUUGCCAUAAUAUGGACUUAGCCCUAUUUGGUAAAAUACUAUCUUCUGUAUACCCCCCUACCUUGUCACAACACAACUGAUUGGCUCAAACACAUUAAGAAGGAAAGAAAUUCCACAAAUUAACUUUUAAGAAGGCACACCUGUUAAUUGAAAUGCAUUCCAGGUGACUACCUCAUGAAGCUGGUUGAGAGAAAGCCAAGAGUGUGCAAAGCUGUCAUCAAUUCAUAGGGUGGCAGUAUAUAAUUAUAUUUGUUUAACACUUUUUUGGUUACUACAUGAUUCCAUAUGUGUUAUUUCAUAGUUUUGAUGUCUUCACUAUUAUUCUACAAUGUAAAAAAUAGUAAAAAUAAAGAAAAACCCUUGAAUGAGUAGGUUUGUCCAAACUUUUGACAGGUAGUGUAUAUAUAUAUAUAUAUAUAUAUAUAUAUAUAUAUAUUUUUUUUUUUAAUAGUUAUCUUACUCCAGUAUGCGGCUGUUACAUUUAUCAGAACUGUAUUUUAUUACAGAACAUGCUUUUGUGUCAGUCUUUCUUUAAAAAAUGUCUCUCCUUAUAGACGGGUUGGUUGUUUAGCAACAAAACUGACACUUGCGCAACUAUGGGGCAAACAGAUGGGUUGGCUUAGAAGAUUGUUGACAUUUAAACUACAUUUUGUCUCCAAUGUUUAUUAAAAACAUAAAUACUUUGGCACAAUGAGCACUUGUUGUCUAUCAGAUACAUUGUUAUAGUUAUUUGUUAGCUAGCGAAUUUUUGCCAUAUUAGCAUUGACAUGAAAUCAGUCAAAACACCUCAAAACAAGACAUGGUAUUAAGAACAAUAUGUAACUACCUGAAACGAGGAACUUACGAUUCCCAAAAUGGCAGUUUCUCGUCAUUAGGCAGGUUUCCAUUGACCCAGGUUUAUUAGACAAAAGCAAUGUCGCAAAAUGUUUUUAUUGUGACGUGUAAUGGAAACGGCAGAUGUAGGAGACAUUUUCUAAAGAGCGACAACAUAUUUAUCCGUUCAACUGGUGGAUUUUUCUUCUAACUUUCUUUAUUGUGACAAAUGAUGAUGGAAACGGUGUUUGCCAAAUCAUUUUGUAGGUACAUGGGGCUGUCACCGCAUAAUUAUAAAGCUCCACUCCACAAUUAAUUCUAAAUGCCUAAGUCUUGCACUAUAAAAAUCAUGUUUUUUUUGCAGGACAAUAAUUGUCUGAAUUGCUUCGCCUUGGUUUUCUGGUUGGCUGGCAAGUUUCACCAUCCAAUUAUUUCAGAUACAAGUUUCACUAUGGCACGGACCGUGGCUAUAUGUUGGCACAUGAGAAGGAUUAGAAUAUGGCAUAUAUUAGUCAAUUAUUGCAUUUUAUCAAUGCUAGCUUUCGCGGGCUACCUGAGACAUGAAACAGAUAGGUGGGAGGGCAUACAGGCUGUCGCCAAUUUAUUAAUGCUCAAUUUGCCUAAAUGGGUAAUAGAAACACUUCAACCACUACAUUUUUUCAACACUGUAGGUAUUUGGGGCAAAAAAAUAAUUGGGGGGUGUGACGUCAUUACGUCCCGCUGUUUUUAUCGACAAAAUAGUUAAAUGGAAACACACCCUAGCAGGCAAUUGUCGCAUUUAUUUUGUAUGCAAACUUUCUAAAUGUCGACACAAAAUCACUGGAUAAGUUAAUGGAAACAUAGCUAUUGUUGUUAGCUAUCUGGCCAUCCAGAAUCACAACAAAACACGGACUUGUGCAUUCAUAGUCUGCAUAAUGCAGCAGUAACCCACUUUUAAUUAGAUUUCUUGCUCAUAACAAGAUUAAUGAAAGGACUGUUUUGAUUCCUCAAUAAAUAUAGAGGCUCUAUUUGUGGGAAACAUCCUAUGACUUCAUUCUGAUUCGGUGGUACAGUUGUCCUCUGGAUGUCAUAAUAGACUUAUUUAUGAAGUCAGUUUGUGUAAUGCGACCUCUACCCACUACCAGAACAACACAGUCCAACCCUCUCAUCAUUAGACAGAGCUGGAGAUAGACUUUGGUUCGCCCACUACAUAGCCUCUAUUGUACAGUAUAGUGCAGCUGUGAUGGACCAGCAUGCGGAGGGAACCUCAAUAGCAGUUGGCAAUUGCCUAAAUUCAACUAUAUUGUAAAAUGGCCAUACAGUAUAAUGGGGGGUGGAGAAGGAGUGCACGUUAACACAACUAAGGGAGAUGGAAUUUGACUAGUUCUCAAUGGCAGAUUGAAUAUGAAUGUGUAUUCCUUCAAUAGCCAUGUCCAUGAGGAGAGCAGGGUAGUAAGCAGAGCUCUGGGUUACUACGACGACAACAAGAGAACUAGCAGAUGAGGCGGAUGCAUGUCUUUCUGCAGUAAUUAGAUGGGAACUGUGCAAGUCCACAAUGACUGUGACAAUAGGCUGCAUUCACUGCCAUAGAGUAGCAGUCAAAUAGCGUAGGUACAUUGCAUUCAGAAAGUAUUCCAACCAUUUGACUUUUUCCACAUGUUGUUGUGUUACAGCCUGAAUGUUUAAAAAAAAAUGUCACUGGCCUACACACAAUACCCCAUGAUGUCAGAAGUGAAAUGAUGUUUUUGAAAAUGUUUACAAAGUAAUUAAUAAUGAAAAGCUGAAAUGUCUUGAGUCAAUACGUAUUCAACCCCUUUGUUAUGGCAAGCCUAAAUAAGUUCAGCAGUAAAAUUGUGCUUAAGAAGUCACAUAAUAAGUUCCAUGGACUCACUCUGUGUUUAACAUGAUUUUUGAACGACUAUCUUAUCUCUGUACCCCACACAUACAAUUAUCUGUAAGGUCACUCAGUCGAGCAGUGAAUUUCAAACACAGAUUCAACCACAAAGACCAGGGAGGUUUUCCAAUGCCUCACAAAGAAGGGCACCUAUUGGUAGAUGGGUAAAAAUAAAAGCAGACAUUGAAUAUCCCUUUGAGCAUUGUGAAGUAAUAAAUUACACUCUGGAUGGUGUAUCAAUACACCCAGUCACUGCAAAGAUACAGGCAUCCUUCCUAACUGAGUUGCCGGAGAGGAAGGAAACCGCACAGGGAUUUCACCAUGAGGCCAAUCGUGACUUUCAAACAGUUACAGAGUUUAAUGGCUGUGAUAAGAGAAAACUGAGGAUGGAUCAACAACAUUGUAGUUACUCCAAAAUACUAACCUAAUUAAUAGAGUGAAAAUAAGGAAGCCUGUACAGAAUAAAGAUAUUCCAAAACAUGCAUCCUGUUUGCAACAACGUACUAAAGUAAUACUGCAAAAAAAUAUGUGACAAAGCAAUUAACCUUUUGUCCUGAAUACAAAGUGUUAUGUUUGGGGCAAAUCCAAUACAACACAUGACUGAGUACCACUCUCCAUAUUUUCAAGCGUAGUGGUGGCUGCAUCAUGUUAUGGGUAUGCUUGUAAUCGUUAAGGACUGGGGAGUUUUCAGUAUAAAAAAUUAAUGAAAUGGAGCUAAGCACAGGCAAAAUCGUAGAGGAAAACCUGGUUCAGUCUGCUUUCCACCAGACACUAAGAGAUUAAUUCAACUUCAUUCAACAGGACAAUAACCUAAAACACAAGGCCAAAUCUACACUGGAGUUGCUUACCAAGAAGACAGGGAAUGUUCCUGAGUGGCUGAGUUACAGUUUUGACUUAAAUCUACUUGAAAAUCAAUGUCAAGACCCAAUAAUGGUUGUUUAGCAAUGAUCAACAACCAAUUUGACAGAGCUUAAAUAAUUUUGAAAAUAAGAAUGGGAAAAUGUUGCACAAUCCAGGUGUGGAAAGGGCUUAGAGACUUACCAGAAACUCACAGCUGUAAUUGCUGCCAAAUGUGCUUCUACAAAGUAUUGACUCAGGGGUGUAGAUUAGAUAUUUCUGUAUUUCAUUGUCAAUACAUUUAAAAAAAUGUCUAAAAACAUGUUUUCACUUUGUCAUCAUGGGGUAUUGUGUGUAUAUGGUUGAGAGAAAUCAAUUUAAUAAAUGUUGAAUUCAGGCUGUAACACAACAAAAUGUGGAAUAAGUCAAGGGGUAUGAAUACUUUCUGAAGGCACUUUAUGUAGUGUAAAAUGGGUGAGGCAAACUCAUCUGGAAUCACUAGUCAUGCUGCUCCAGUAGGAUAAUAUCUGGAGAUAACUGACAAUAGAAGACUAUACAUGUCCACACAGAUGAAAUAGAUGAAAGGGGUUUUCUUGCUGUAGGAUUUCUUGACCUCGGGAGAAGGCCCCAUUAUGUUGUGAGAUCGGACACUACCAUUUGGUUUUCUCCUAUCCCUUGGGCUGUUUGUACAGUUGGAGUGGGGUGUUCAGUGUGAGAGACAAUUUAUAGGCCUUUCACUGUCAUUCUAUCGUCUUCUCAGUGAACAGACUAAUCCAUUGACUGGACCUUAAAAGGACAAACAGGGAUUCCAGACUGCCAAAUCAGUCUAGAUUAACUAAUCUAUACACGUUUACCCUGUCUGUCAGACCUGAGAGAGCUAAACAGAUAGAAAUAUGUCAGUUAAUCAUUUAAACAGUAGGUGAAGAUUUUUGUCCGUGGUCUUUCCAUUGAGAUCUGCUUUAGCGUUCUGUCUGUCUGUGAGUGAGGAAGAUUCCUGGUAGAACUACAGUAUGUCGUCUCUCUCUCAGUGCAGGGCACCAGGGACCUGCCAAUCACUUUAGCAUGUAGGCCUGUUUCCUCAGCAGCACGUGUGGUGCGGAGCCUGCAUGCAUGUCUGCUAUGUGCUCUGCUGGCUGGCUCGGCUUUCUGUUUUGGGUCUAUGUGAAGGUCGCUAGCAUCCCCCCUCUGGUGGUUGCCACUACAAAGAGAAGGAUGUUUCCCAUGUAGCUGUAUGAUGGAGAUCACUUCCUUACAGUAGGUCCAGGGCAGUGGUGCUCUGAGGUUGUGAAGUGGUUAAUGACACACAUACAUUUUAGGAAGAUAUUAAUUCAAAUGGCACCGUAGAGAAAUUGACCAAUACAUUUUUGAUGUUGCCUUCUUUGACUAUGCAGGCCGUAGUGGGAAAAAUAUCAGAACUAUAAAUAGAUUUUUCAAACGUUGCUAGAUUUCUCUUUUAGAUCACAUUCACCAUUUUUAUAAACAUAUUUUUGAUGGAUAUGUAUUAAUCCAAUAUACUGUAUCAGCAGGCAUUAUAGGAUUAAGCUAUACAUGACUCUUCGUGCUCAGUCAAACUAAUGGAGCCUUGUUAAAGGGUGUGUCUGCUGUGGUGGUAGGCUAAAUAUGAAGGAAUGGUACAUGACUCAGCUAGCCUGGGUGCCAGAAUGUUUCUGCUUUGUUGCCAACUCAUUAACAUUUACAUUUUAGUCAUUUACAGUUUAGUCAUUUACAGUUUACAGUUAGUGAAUGCAUACAUUUUCAUACUGGCCCCCCGUGGGAAACUCCUUAUGGAAUUGUCAUGCAAAAUAUGUUUGGCUUGACAAUGACAAUGGAGUAUGCAACAACACAAAUAGAUCUGGGACCAGGCUAUGUUUCAGCUUCUGGCAAAAACUGGUUUCUAAUGAGAUUGAGUUUGAGCUGAUAUAAGCAGAUUAUGAUAUGAAAUCAAGUGUAAACUGUUUGAAAUACUGUGAGCAGCAGAGGUCCUUAUUUUCAAUCUACUGAUGCUGAAAGGACCAGAGGUUGUAAUUACACAAGUUUAAAACCGCUGAACGAGAGCAUACUUUUAGCUUAUAAUAGCACUUCUCAGAACAUUAACAUUACAGCCAUGUUUCUAUAUCCACACUUUCAUGAUAGUGAAAGAGGUACAAAAGGCCAUGCGUUUUUAUUUAAGGUUGCUUGCUAAUUUACAGCCUCUCCACAUCCUGCUGAAUUGCCUCAGAGUGAAGACCUAAUGAGUAUGGCCCAUUAUUUGAGAUGGGUGUCCUGUACUAUUCUUGACUCUUAGCCAAGACCUCCAAUUAAUGCAAUGGAUGAUCAUUUUUUCACCUCUCAUGGGGUAUUGCCUGUAGCUAUUGUACUGAAUAGUAGAAAACCGCAUUCCUGUUUCCCCACAUCUCUCCUCUUCACCAUCAUGGUCAAAGAGAAAUCCAGUCGUUAAUUUUAACAAUUGAGACAGAGAACAUGGCUGAUUUAGGAUAGGAUGGUUAUGUCUUGUCUGCUGUCCAUGUAGGAUUCACAUUAUCAUUAUGACAUUUUCCUUUGUUUUGCUAUGAUUUACUAUGGAGUAUUGUGAGCGUGUGUGUGUAUAUGUGCAGGGGCAGAAGGGGUGACUGAAUGUGUGUGCGAGAUUGUGAUUGUAUUAUGAUGCUAUAAUUGCCUAAAUGUAUGUAGGAACACGCACACACAUCAAGGAGAAUGCAUGUCUUCCCUAUUGGGAGGCUAUAGAGUUUGUAGUUUCCACAGAACGUCAGAAGCAUCCCCCUGGUGGCCACUCACAGUCCCAGUCACUGUCAUCAGUGUUUUACAGCUAGGACUGUACCACGUCAAGAUCCAAAACAGGGGUGUUCCACAGUUAGAGCUGUACUAUGUCAGGAUCCUGUAGGGUGGUUAGAGCAGCGUUGCCAUGGUGAGGGAGCCCAGGGAGUCACAUUUGUCUGCCUAACAAUGUGAACACAGCAUGGAUGCUUCUCACCAGCAAAACACCUGUCACUACACAAUACCAGUCCACAGUCACAACAGUGUGUUCACACUGGAAUACAAAAGGAUUAUAGGCCUAUGGUUUGUUAAAAGUCAAUGCUUUUUAUGAGUGCCUUUAUUCAGUAAAGUAUAAUUCUAUCUUUGGGAAAUCAAAGUUAAGUUUAAUUCAAGAACUGGAACUUUCAUAUUUAUUUUCAGAGAGGAAAAGCUUUGGGAUAUCUCAAGGGAAUAAGACACAACAGUUUGACAGUGAUACAUGGGAUAUGUGACUGCAUUGUGUGUCUGACCAUAGUGACUGAUGUGAUAUCCCCACAGACCCAGAGUCUCAGAGGAAACGCACGGUGCAGAACGUCCUUGACCUCAGACAGAACCUGGAAGAUACCAUGUCCAGUCUACGGGGAGCCCAGCUCAGCCAUGGGUGAGUGCAUUACCAUACAUUGAAUUCAUAGAUUAUAGUAGGCAAUAAUGGGGUGUUUCUGAUGCCACGUACUGGUGUGAAUGGGGCAUAACGUUAAAGAGCAUUCUCAAAACCCAGAAUAUCCUUUUAUUUAUGUAUGUUUCUUUCUUUUAAAGUUCCAUCUGCACAAACAUUACUUGCCACCCACACAUUACCUUUCAACUGUAUAGUGCCUUCGGAAAGUAUUCAGACCCCUUGACCUUUUCCACAUUUUGUUACGUUACAGCCUUAUUCUAAAAUGCAUUAAAUAAAUACAAAUCCUCAGCAAUCUACACACAAUACCCCAUAAUGACAAUGUGAAAAAAGGGUUUUAGAAAUUUUAGCAAAUGUAUUACAAAUAAAAAACAGAAAUACCUUAUUUACAUAAGUAUUCAGACCACGUGCUAUGAGACUUGAAAUUAAGCUCAGGUGCAUCCUAUUUCCAUUGAUCAUCCUUGAGAUGUUUCUACAACUUGAUUGAGUCCACCUCUUCCUAGAGCUGGCUGCACGGCUAAACUGAGCAAUCGGGGGAGAAGGUCCUUGGUGGUAGAGUUCCUCUGUAGAGAUGGGAGAACCUUCCAGAAGGACAACCAUCUCUGCAGCAUUCCACCAAUCAGGCCUUUAUUGUAGAGUGGCCAGACGGCAGCCACUCCUCAAUAAAAGGCACAUGACAGCCCGCUUGGAGUUUGCCAAAGGGCACCUAAAGACUCUCAGACCAUGAGAAACAAGAUUCUCUGGUCUGAUGAAACCAAGAUUGAAAUCUUUGGCCUGAAUGCCAAGCGUCACGUCUGGAAGAAACCUGGCACCAUCCCUACGGUGAAGCAUGGUGGUGGCAGCAUCAUGCUGUGGGGAUGUUUUUCAGCAGCAGGGACUGAGAGACUAGUCAGGAUCGAGGGAAAGAUGAACGGAGCAAAGUACAGAGAGAUCCUUGAUGAAAACCUGCUCCAGAGCGCUCAGGACCUCAGACUGGGGCGAAGGUUCACCUUCCAACAGGACAACAUCCCUAAGCACACAGCCAAGACAACGCAGGAGUGGCUAGGGGACAAGUCUCUGAAUGUCCUUGAGUGGCCCAGCCAGAGCCCAGACUUGAACCUGAUCGAACAUCUCUUGAGAGACCUGAAAAUAGCUGUUUAGCAACGGUCCCCAUCCAACCAGACAGAGCUUAAGAGGAUCUGCAGAGAAGAAUGGGAGAAACACCCCAAAUACAGGUGUGCCACGUUUGUAGCGUCAUACCCAAGAAGACUCGAGGCUGUAAUCGCUGCAAAAGGUGCUUCAACAAAGUACUGAGUAAAGGGUCUGAAUACUUAUGUAAAUGUGAUAUUUUAGUUGUUUAUUUUUAAUAAAUUUGCAUACAUUUCUAAAAACCAGUUUUUGCUUUGUCAUUAUGGGGUAUUGUGUAUAGAUUGAUGAGGAAAACAAACUAUUUAAUCAAUUUUAGUAUAAGAAUGUAAUGUAACAAACUGUGGAAAAAGUCAAGGGGACUCCUGAGUGGCGCAGUGGUCUAAGGCACUGCAUCGCAGUGCUACCUGUGCCACUAGAGAUCCUGGUUCGAAUCCAGGCUCUGUCGCAGCCAGCCGCGACCGGGAGACUCAUGGGCGGUGCACAAUUGGCCCAGUGUCGUCCAGGGUAGAGGAGGGAAUGGCCGGCAGGGAUGUAGCUCAGUUGAUAGAGCAUGGCGUUUGCAACGCCAGGGUUGUGGGUUCGAUUCCCACGGGGGGACAGUAUAAAAAAAAAAAUGUAUUCACUAACUGUAAGUCGCUCUGGAUAAGAGCGUCUGCUAAAUGACUAAAAUGUAAAUGUCUGAAUACUUUCCGAAUGCACUUUAUGUCAUUGUUUAAUUGGUUCAGCAAGAUACUGUACGUGUACACAUAGAAGAAAGCUAUGGAUUUGUUUGAGAAAUGUGAUAUACUCAUACACACAUGAAACACAAUGGACAGGUCGAUAGAGUACACACAAGCAUGUUUACACAACUCUCCUCCUUUAUGUCUUCUUGGUAUCUUGCCACCUGGUAUACAUAUGCUGUCAAUCCCUCUGAAACAGACUGUUUUUGUUUCAUGACCAUCACAUUCUGGGAAACCCUUUGUCCAGUAUUAGUUUCAGACGGUCUCUAUAAUGAUGAGACACAAACAAUAACAGAAAACACCAGAGACUAACCACACAGGAUAUUGAAGAAACUGGACAGAAACCGAAACGUUCGUUAACAAAAAGUUAUUUUGCAUUCAAAGCCUGUAUACCUUCCAUUUUUGCCUGCUUCUUAAAUCCAGCUCAGUAGUAUGUGAUCUGCCUACCAAUAUUCCUGUUGCUAUUUGGUCUCUCUUUGAUGUGUGUGGUGUUCAUGUCCGAGGGGAUUCCAUCCCAGAUCUGAGCUCUGAAUUUCCAUAGCCCUGGCCUCUGGAGACUGACAGACACCUCAGUAACUUGACACAUCUAAAAACUCAUGCUUUUCAACCUGGGCCACCAAACCUCUAGCAGGGUUUCCCAAACUCGGUCCUGCCCUCUAGGGCAGGGCUCUCCAACCCUGUUCCUGGAUAACUACCCUACUGUAUGAUUUCGCUCCAGCCCCAGUUGUAGCUAACCUGAUUCAGCGUAUCAACCAGCUAAUAAUUAGAAUCAGGUGCACUAGAUUAGGAUUGGAAUGAAAACCUACAGGACGGUAGCUCUCCAGGAACAGGGUUGAAGAGCCCUGCUCUGGAGCACAAAUGGACUGUAGGUACUGUAAAUAAUAUCCACAUACAGUACUACUAGUAAAUCAUUAGCUUCAAAUGACUUAACUUUCUGCGUACAGCAUGUUUUUUUAAUAGCUCAAUGACCGGCCGUAAUUCUGUUACUAGUUCAGCUCCCUGUCAUAACUCCCAAACAUAUACCCUAAUGUAUGGGAUCGUUUGAUGUGCAUCCAUGAGUUUAAACUAUCUAUAUUGAAGUUAAACUACAUUUCAAAACUCUCAAGGAAGUACCGUCCUACUCUGAGCUAAUGUAUCAUUCCAAUGAAGCAUUGUGGGAGUCGGAAUGUAUUCCUGAGGCAGUAAUAGUUAACAGUCCCUGUUGAUUAAUUAUCCAUCUACAGAAGUACAGAAAUAGCAGGAGGAAAGAAACACCCACAUGGUCUCAGGCAGGCAUUGCAUUAUUCAUCUGGGCUGGUUGGUGCAUCUGGUUAUGUAAUCGCCAGACUCAGCAGAAGCUCCUCGCCAUUGGGAGGGCAUUGCAAAACCUGACCAAUUUAGAGAACAGACUAGAACGACACUCUAGUCUAAACUCUCUCUUGGACAACAGGCUAUAACUACUCUCUAGUCUAAAGUAGAACUACUCUCUAGUCUAAACUAGAACUACUCUCUAGUCUAAACUCUCUCUUAGACAACAGACUAGAACUACUCUGUAGUCUAAAUUAGAACUUCUCUCUAGUCCACAUUGGUUCACCUUUCACUGGCUAAUGCAAUGACCCAGAGUUUUCCCUGGUCAGGUCAUGUAGUCAAGAAAAACUCCUUGCCCGAGCAAUCCUACAUUUUUUUCUGUUGUGUGUGAUUUAUGUGCUGAUUACCUUUGGUCUGUAAAUCCCAGCUGGUAAUGAAAUUGUGACCAUAUUGCUGAGGGUUAUGAAUGAUCCCGUCAAAGGGAGAGAGGGGACAAAUUACUUUUCUCUGUUCACACAAUGAUGCUAUGUCCUUAUACUAUAGCAAGCAACUUGCCCUUGAGUUCUGAGACGCCACCCAUUCUUUAUUGUAGUCGCUGAAGGCUGAGAGUGAAUGUUACAGCUGUAUCUGGGUCAGCAGAGACUAUAUGUCAGGACAGAUUUAUUUAAAGGCCCGCUGACUGAGAGAGAAAAAAGGAAAGAUAAUUUAUUUCUCUAAUUCUCUCUCUAUGAGUCCCUCAAACUCUUAAUUUAUCCUAUCUCUCCUUCUGUCUUCUCAUUCAUUCCAUUUCUACCAUACUAUAACCCCUCUCUCUUCCUCUCCUCUCCCCAGCUGUUUGGAGAGCAGUAAUGUUUGCUACGACAGUGACGAGAACAACGCCCGCAGCAUGUCCAGUCUGUCCAAUCGCUCCUCUCCUCUCUCCUGGCGCCAUGGCCAGUCCAGCCCCCGGCUGCAGGCUGGAGAUGCCCCCUCGUCCACGGGUAGCGGCGUGUAUCAGGGGGGUAAGGCUGGGUCCCAGUACACGGCCCACACCAUGCCCGCCCGAGUCUCCAGCCGUCUCAGCCACUCCUCCCGAAUUGAGCUCAUCGAAGGGCUAGAUGUGGACGAUGCUGACCUCAAGUCUGGUUACCUGAGCGACAGCGACCUGCUGGGAAAGAGCAUGCCAGAGGAUGACGACGACAACCUGGCUAAUGGGUAAGGGGCCAUAGCAGGGGUGUCAAACUCAAUCCAUGGCAGGCCGAGUGCCUGCUGGUUUUUGUUAUUUCCUGUUUUUUGUUGUUUCUUUUGUGGGCAAUGAAGACCUAGACAACCAGGUGAGGGGAGUUCCUAACUUAUCAGUGACCUUAAUUGAUCUAUCAAGUACAAGGCAAGAGUGAAAACCUGCAGAAAUUCAGCCCUCCUUGGUAUGAGUUUGACACCUGUGGUCUAUUCUAUUGUCUAACUCAGGGUUCUCCUACUCUGGUUGUGUGGAGCUACUGGGUAUUUGUGCAGGCUUUGGAUCCAGUUCUGCAGUAACACUCACUUUGCAUCCUACUGUACAAUUAUCUUUGAUAUAGUCCUUGUGGAUACUACGGAUGGUUGUUAUCACUUGGUCCUACAACUUACAUUAUAUCAUGAAACAAGCAUCAAUCAAGCAUUGAUUUGGAUUAGAUUUUUAAAAAAUGGAGUUUGCACUGUGCUUGGAGUAACCCUUUCACAGUGCUGUCCUCAGCAGUCCAGGGCUCCAGACUGCAACCAUUUAGUCACAUUUUGAGACCCUUUAACUUGGCUGUGCGAGCAACAUUUUGAAUUGAUCACACUGGUGCAAGCUACACAUUCUACCUGGUCAUCUCAAUAAAAACGUCCUCUUUUUGGGGCGGAUAAAACCAUGAAUUUGUUAAACAGUAGAAUGCAUUAUUCUCAUUAUUCCUGUAAUAAAAGUGUCUCCCCUGCCGCUGUGCCUGCCUGUUUCGCUGGGGCCGGCUGCUGUAAUGAGUGCCGAGCAAGCUUCUUACACUCUCUCUCCCACCUCGUGUGCCCCUCGGGAUUGUAUAACAUUUCAAAAUGCAAUUGUGUGGAAAACUAGUUCAAGUGUCCAAAACUAGUUCAAGUGUCCAUAUUAAAUAGACGAGGGUCUCCGCUUUCUGUAGGUAUGAUUUUUAUUUCUCAAAGAUUAUUAUUGAGCUCAAAGCACACUGUUUUACUAUCAAGAUAUCUGAUAUGGCUUUGAAAUACGGAGCGCACGAAAUUGGGCAUCUGCCAUCGCAAGUGCACUAGGCCUCAUUGUAAAGUUUUUUUUUAGGACAUUUACAUUUAGUGUUCGAUUAGUACAUGGCAACUAGCAGUAGGUGUUAUAUUUAGAGUUAGUUUUUUGAGUUUCCACUUCCUUAGGUGGUGAAUUAGCACCAAUUGAAUUAGGUCUAUAUAUAAUAUUAGUUCACAUAAAGAUGAAGGCAAAUUCUUCUCUAUUGAACAGUAAAAUAAAACAAAAAUAGCUUAAUUGUCAACCCAAAAAUCAUGACACAUCAAAAUAUUUUGAAUCAUGCAUUCCUGCUUGGACAUGUUAGAUGUAACAACUUAAUUAUUGCAUACCAUCUCAGUGGUCUAUUACAUUCUUAAUAAAGCACUGUUAAUAACUUUAUAAGAUGAUGACUCAAAUGUAUUCUAUUGUGUGACGCUGCAAUUUUUUUUCUCAUAGCCUGAAAAAGUUGGUGGCACCAGGGGAAAAUGUUAGUCUGGAGCCCUGCAGUCUGUCUAGUGUAACUCGCUUGUUCCUGAAUGGGUCUAUUAUGGCUUCAUGCAGCAACCAUGUCGCCUUCUUCUCAGUCUGAUUCUGCUGAGGUGGAUCAGAUUUUUUUUUUUUACAUUUUUGCUGUGUAGAGUGUACCCUUACAAUAAAGUCCUGCAGGAUUCCUGUAGGAUUGUUUGUGAGGUGAGCUGUGAUGAGUAGAGACUUGAAUGUGAAUCAUCAGGUAUUAUUCUCAGCGUAGUUAGCUGGUUUUACUAAACAGGUUUCCAUCCAACCUUUUUAAGCAAUUCACGUACAUGUCGGAUCAAAAAAUUCACGACAGGCCUGAUGGAAACAGCAAAGAUCUGAGUGGGCACUUUCGCUAUAUAAUGCAAAAUGUUUUGUGACAAUGCGUUGUGACAAUGAGUUGAAAAUGCGAUGGAAACCCAUUUAACUUGUAUUUUAUAUUUGGUUCAAAAGUUAUUUUUAUGUCCACUAAGUCAUCACGCACAGCCUUUUAUUUGCAACAAGUCCAUUUGAUGGAAACAAAUAUAUGGUGGGAAAAUGUGCAUAUAAUUUUUAUGCAUAUUUUAUAUAUUUGCAUGGACAUCUGUUGCCAAUUGGAUGGAAACAUAGCUACUAAUGCGAAUCCCCCUCUGGCUGAAACUCAUUGUUCUGUGAAAAAUAUUGUGCUGUGGUUGUGUUUGUGUGUUUGUGUGUGUGUGUGUGUGUGUGUGUGGCAACUAGUGAUUAAACACGUGCAAACACAAGGCUCUAAACAAGAGUCUAGAGUCCAGAGUAAUUCCAAACUCGCAGCUUCACUAUUCCGUCUCUGUUCCUAGCCAUUCCAAGAACUAGGGGAAUUAUCUGCUGAAACAAGACAUUUUGUCUGACCUGGAAUCUUCCAUUUUGUAGAAAAGUAAGAUGUCCGAAUGGCAGGAAAACCAAAAGUGGAUCUCUAAAUGGGUCUAAAUGAGUUCAGAUCACGUCUGAGUCUUGCAGUAAUGUCGUUCAUUACCAGCCCCCCUGCUGAGCUGGCUGUCAUUCACACCCACAUCUCACUGCAGAGACGGAGGAGGGUGUAACUGACACAAACGCACACAGAGCCCCUCCAGUCAGUGCCUGCCUCUCCACUAAAUGGGAUUUAGCAAGUCACUUUGUGCUACCAACAACUUAAGCAGAAAGGACUGAAGUAAAAAAUGACAUUACUACCCUCCUUUUUUUUCCUUCUUUUUUUUUGUACAUUUAAAACCCACUAACUAACUAACUGCCAUUAGCAACUGUAACCUACCAAUCAAUGCCAUGGUAGGGCAUCAGUCUGAUCCUAGGUCAAGGUGUCAAGGACAGGCGUGGCAGGUGUUCUGAGAACCAGGAGGAGAGCCACAGCAUUAUCUCCUUUCAUGCCUCAUUUAACACUUGUUUAACAGUCUCUUUCUCUCUCUCAAUCUCUCUUUUUGCUCCUCUCUCUCUGCCCCCCCCCCCCCCCGCUCUCUCUCUCUUCCUUUGUGUCACAUCCUCUCUCUCUCUCUAAUUCCCUCUCCCUAGUUGA